GCUAGCCUCAGCAGAUUAGCGCGGAGCACCGAGUAAACACCGGCAGCCUCAGCGCUCCGUAGCCGGGCAGACACGCUCCGUAGCCGGGCAAAGACGCUCCGUAGCCGGGCAGACACGCUCCGUGGCCGGGCAGACACGCUCCGUGGCCGGGCAGAGACUCUCCGUGGCCGGGGUGAGACUCUCCGUGGCCGGGCAGACACGCUCCGUGGCCGAGGAGAGAAGCUCCGUAGCCGGGCAGAGAAGCUCCGUAGCCGGACAGAGACGCUCCGUGGCCGGGGUGAGACUCUCCGUGGCCGGGGUGAGACUCUCCGUGGCCUGGCAGAGACGCUCCGUGGCCGGGCAGAGACGCUCCGUGGCCGGGCAGAGACGCUCCGUAGCCGGGCAGAGACGCUCUGUGGCCGGCUCUGGGCCGAGCCUCUGCCGGGAUGGAUGUGAGUUAACAGCGGGACUGGACUGCUUCUCUCCGCGGGUCAGCUCCAGCAGCAGCCGGUCCUCCCGGGCCCGGAGCCUGGGAUGCUGCGGACCGGAGGGCCGGUCCACUACCCGUUAGGCCGUUAACCGGAGACACAGGAUGGAUAUGUGCAGCAGGAACAUGAACCGUACUGCUCCUGUGGGUGAUGACGCGGCUCAGAGAGCAGACGUGCCUCUCUGCUCUCGGACUAACGGAUGGAGCUGGCCUCCUCAUCCCUUCCAGCUGCUCGCAUGGAUGCUCUACUUAUACUUCGCUGUCACGGCACUGGGAGUCUUUGUUCCACUGCUGCCCCCUCAUUGGAUCCCUGCUGGGUACAUCUGUACGGGCAUCCUGUUCGUGUGUCACCUGUGUGUUCACAUCAUGGCCGUCUCCAUCGACCCUGCCGACCACAGCGUCAGAUCAAAGAGCCACCGAGGACCAAUCCCUGCCUUCGACCGCUCCAAGCACACACACGUCAUCGAGAACUGUCACUGCUACCUGUGUCAGGUAGACGUGGGACCGAAGUCUAAACAUUGCAGUUCUUGUAACAAAUGUGUCGCCAACUUUGAUCAUCACUGCCGCUGGCUCAAUAACUGUGUAGGCAGCAGGAACUACAAGUUGUUCCUCCACAGUGUGAUCUCAGCUCUACUCGGUGUCUCUCUGGUUCUCGUCGUCUCUUCGUACGUUUUCAUCGAAUUCUUUGUGGAUCCAAACAAACUGCGCUCUGACAAACACUUCCUGGGUAGGAAUGAGACAGGUGUGUGGUUCCUCUUCCUCCCGGUGGCUCCUAUCAGCUCAACAGCAGCAGUGAUUCCGUCUCUUGCUGCCAUCACCGUUGCUCUCGCUCUGCUGUCGUCUGUGCUGCUGACUCACCUGCUCUGCUUCCACAUCUACCUGAUGUGGAACAGACUCAGUACAUAUGAGUACAUUGUGCGUCAGCGCCACCGUCAGGACAGCAGGAAACCUGCAGCAGUGAAGGAAGCUGCAUCAGUCAACUUCAUCAAGGAUGGGAACUACUCGGGGCCGCUGGGUUACACCAACCCUCAGCUGGACGUGGAGGAGCCGGCUGCUGUGGCGAGGGAGGCAGAGUUCCUGGCUAACGGCAGGGUCAGAGGUGUGUCCAGUUCACUUGUGGAGGAAGAAACCACAACUACCAUCUCUACAGAGCUGAAAGCAGCUCACACACACCGACACACACAGAAAAAGAAGAAGAAGGUCCGUAAAGUUCCAGUAGAGGAGAGCAGAGAGCGCUGCCCGAGUGCCGCUCCGCCCCCAGCAGAGUCCACCAGUGUGUCCACGGUGUCUCUGGGUCAGCGGCUUCCCUUCCCAGUGUUCCCACUGCGGGCCUCUCUGCCCCCCCUCGCCCCCAUCCAGGCCGCCGCCCCCCCAGCCGAGUACCACUCCGACUCUGCCGAGUCUCUGGAUGAGAUCCCGGUGGCGUUGGCCAAACUGGGGUCCUCGUCCUCCGCCGGAGACGCCUCCUCGUCCUCUCGCAGAGCCAUGGCGGUGCUCCCCCCGCCGUCCCCCCAGCCCAGGACUAACAGGAAGUCUGCCUCCGCCCGCUGCAGUAAGAGCGUGGCGGAGCUGAGCUUUGAGAUGGCGUCCAGUCAGCCGCUCGCCGUGUUCGUCAGCCGCUCCAGCAGAGAGACUUCAGACCUGCGGGAGGAAGGCCUGAACCUGGGCCGCAGGCAGGCCAGCUCCAGGUCUGGGUCCAGACCGGGGUCCAGGUCUGGGUCCAGGCCAGGGUCCAGACCGGGGUCCAGGUCUGGGUCAAGACCAGAGUCCAGGGGGGAGCGAUGACAUCACUGAACUGUUUUUGUAUCUGUGAAUAUUUAUUUUUAUUUUUGAUGAUUUUUUAACUUUGAGGCCAAACGUUGAGCUUCAGCACAACUUUAUACGUAGACACGUUUAUACAACUCCCAGCAUGCAACACUUCCUGCAUUUAUUAUCAGUGAGUCUAUAAACAGGUAAUAAAGGGUUAAUAACACUGUUUAUUAAUUAAUAAACACUUAAAAUCUUCUUAUAAUUACAUUAUAGUGAGUUAUAAACCAGUUAUUAACCCUUUAUAUUCUUAUUAAUGAUAAAUGAGGGAAUUAAAGUGUAAAUUAAAAUAUAAACUAAAUUAAUAAAUUACAACAACAUGUUUUUAGUGGAGUUGAUUUUAAUAGUUGUAGAUUCAUUUUCACUCUGCCCAGAAUGUGGCGCUGUUCCUUUAAGCAGCUCUUUGUUUACACACAUUUCCUGUCUCUGCAGCGCCUCCCGCAGGACGUUUUACAUGUUUAUCAAUGAA
This is a messenger RNA of Scomber scombrus (Atlantic mackerel), 2741 nucleotides long. It is a transcript of the gene zdhhc1, whose product is annotated as zinc finger DHHC-type containing 1. NCBI's taxonomy places the organism in Eukaryota, Metazoa, Chordata, Actinopteri, Scombriformes, Scombridae. Gene Ontology annotation, molecular function: protein-cysteine S-palmitoyltransferase activity. The transcript has 11 exons. Gene Ontology annotation, biological process: peptidyl-L-cysteine S-palmitoylation; protein targeting to membrane. Gene Ontology annotation, cellular component: Golgi apparatus; endoplasmic reticulum. Bases 572 to 2251 code for a protein of 559 amino acids. The record is from RefSeq and is a predicted model, not a curated record.